Molecule: messenger RNA, 2833 nt
Organism: Erinaceus europaeus (western European hedgehog)
Lineage: Eukaryota; Metazoa; Chordata; Mammalia; Eulipotyphla; Erinaceidae
Gene: SMLR1
Product: small leucine rich protein 1
Exons: 3
Source: RefSeq, a predicted model, not a curated record
AUGGGAAGUGAUUACUGCUUACCGGUCAGAAAUGGCAACCAAGCAUCCCUGAAAUCCUCUCCAUUCUUAUUUUAUAAAGUAGGGGUGCCAGUUAUACAGCUGAAAAGCAAAGUCCACAAAAAAGUUCCAGCGAGAUGGGCGAGCAAAGGCUAGAGUCCCAGAAGAGCAUGAAUGCAGACUCUGAGCAAAGCUGCCUUACCCCUGGUGCUAGAGCAAAGCCCACUGGCUCAAGUCUCUAUGUUUCUGGCAAUGAGCCCUGUGUUGUUGGAGUUCAUGAGAGAGCUCCCUGGAUGGCUCCUGUUCUCUGGGGUCUUCCUGCCUGUGACUUUACUGCUUCUCCUCCUCAUUGCCUACUUCAGGAUUAAGCUGAUUGAGGUUAAUGAAGAAUUGCCCCAGAUUCCUGAUUACCAGCACGACAACCACCAACAAUUUCACAGUCACAAAUCUGACUCUUCCUUGUACCAGAGAAUGAAAGCAAACAUGACUGUUGGCAACUGAUCAAUGGCUAAAGCACAAAGGAUUUCUUCUGAUCAGAGCAAUGGCCAAUGUUUUAACUAAUGGAGUAGGAUAAUAAAGAAUCCUAGCACAAGGAGGAGGAGCAGAACGAGGCAGCAAAAUGCUUGUUCUAAACCAUAUUGAGAAGUGGCAGGUUACAAUCCAAGAUGGUUUUGAGAAGACUACAUGGAAAUAGUAGUUCUUUGGACAGUGCCAAAGACUCCCCCCCCCCCAAUGUACACUAUGGAUUCACAUUGUGAGUUUUAUGACUUUUAGUACUACGUUUAUUCUGAAGGGACUGUAUGUAAAAUAAAAUUCUUAAGCAUCAUUAUUACAUAAUCCUACACAUACCCACAUUACUCUGGUCUGGAUUUAAAGGUGGAAAAAGAGGAUAGUAUACAUUAGACUUGAGAGCUCUGGAGUUCCUAGGCAAGACUAUGCCCAUUUCUCAUCUUGUAGUUUAGUAACUCUUAUAUGACAGCUCCCCACGCUAUAUUUUUCUAGAUUUUGUUUGUUUUGUCAUGCCUGGGGCUUCAUAAUCCCAUGAUGAUAUUUUUUCAGAUGGAGGGAGAUGAAGAAAGAGAAAAAUACCAUAGCACUGAGGUUUCCACUGGUGUAGUGUGUGUGUUUGUGGGGGGGGGGGGCAGGCUUGAAUUCUCUUGUGUGUGUAGCAGAACAGAAGCCCUCUUACUUACUGGCAUACAAGCUUCAUUUCUGGCCCUACAUUUGGUUCUUUUUCCCAGUUGUUUUUAUCAUUGUGGCUGACAACUGCCAUUGUCAUUGUGGCAGACAAUCCCAUAACAAGCCUUGGAGUCUCUUUUACUAGGCCUGGGUCACCCAUGAACGUACUUCUUUUUUUUUUUUUUUUGCAUGACAUGGCUUGGAUGUAACAGGCAAUUUGGUUUUGAGAAAAGAGAACAUAAUGCUCAUGUAACUCAUGCGAAGAGUAAUUCAAGUCUUUGCUUCUAAAACCAAGACUUUAGAGAGUUAUUUCUAAAUGUGAAAAGAAGUCAGCAUCCUCUCUUUCUGUAGAAGUCCAAAGUAUUAACAAGAGUAAGUGAAAAAAAUACUAAUUCAAAGUAGUAGUUAAAACUGAUUGUGAUUACUGUUGUGCUAUUCACUUUUUUUUUUCUAGUUAACAUUAACAAAAGAUGGUUAACAGGGGCUUGGAGCUAAGUGCACAUAGUCAUUAAGCACGGGGAUCUGAGGAUCCCAGUUCAAGCCUCCACUCCCCAUCUACAGGGGGGAUGCUUCAUGAGUAGUGAAGCAGGUCUGCCAGUGUUUAUCUUUCUCUCCCCUUAUCUCUCCCACCCCACUCAAUUUCUCUCUGUCAUUUCUAAUAAAAUGGAAAAAAUGGCCCUGGGGGGGUGGUGGAUUUGUAGUGCUGCCAUCAAGCCCUAGCAAUAACCUGGAGGUAAAUAAAAUAAAAUAAAAUGAUUAACAUGUCCUAAAAUGUAAGUCUAGUUACAUGCCAUUUUUAAAUAUGAAUCUACUAGGACAUUAAGUGCAUCAUUUUCCACAGUGACAAUCACACACACAGGUUAUGUGGAUGCCCAAAAGUAAGAAUAUACCAUUGGGGGAGUCAGGCAGUAGUGCAGUGGGUUAAGCGCAGGUGGGGCAAAGCACAAGGACCAACUGUCUUCCCCUCCCCUCUCCAUUUCUCUCUGUCCUAUCCAACAAUGAAAGCAUCAGUAACUACAAUAAUAAAACAAGGGCAACAAAAGGAAAUAUAUAAAAAUAAUAAUAACAACAAAGAAUAUACCAUUGGUUCUGCCCAUAACCCUGACUCAUUUUUUCCCCUCUAUACAUCCAGUGAGCUAUAUGUCUCCAUUUGGACUUCUUGCAUAAGAUAAAAAUCACCAUUCAACUGAAGACACUCAUUUCUGUGUUUUAUUGCAUUUGAUUACAAUAAAAAUGUCUGCUGGGGAUUUCUGACUGAGGUAAUUUAGAAUAACAGUGUUCAUGCCAUAUGGAAAGAAUAUCAAUAUUCUUUAAGUUCUGGGAGGGCUCUCUUUUUAGCCCUGGUGGAAACCAGCUUAUGUAAAAAUGCUUUCUUUAGCAGAAAGUGUGAGAAGAUGCAUCAUAUUCCCAGCUGCCAGCCAACCAUCCUGUGGUCUGGUCACCAGGGUUUGCUCUUUCUUACUCUCAAAAUAGGAAUUUCAGAAACAUGACUUCAUCCUGAUAUAUGUUUUCCCACCAUCUCUGCCUUACCAGGGAAAAUGCUUCUCAGUUUCUGUGGUAACAUGGUCUUAGCAGAAAGCAUUAUAAAGUGAUUCAAAGCCAUACCCACUUCUUUUCUUGGUGUUGAGUAAAAGAACUUCCAAUAAAGUCCUGACUA